AUGCUGCUGCCAGAAACACCGGCAGGUCACGAUGCAGAGGUGCGGGAAAUUCAAGGUCAGUGUGUCGAAGGCGCACAGCCCGUGCUCGUGAACCAAUCCGGCGGCCUCGACUACGGUAGGCCGAGCGAGUCGAUUGGUGUAAAACCGUCAUUUUGCAAAGCUAACGGCCAAUGGCACGUGCUAGAGCACAGUGCAUGUGAAUGCCUGCCUGGAUUCGAGCCAUCUCUGCAAGACAAUGCUUGUUCAGGCUGUCCAGACUCCACGUACAAGCCCCUUGCGGGUCCUGAAGCCUGUCGAUUUUGUCCACCAACCUCCUCUUCUGAAGCCUCCACGGCGAGUACCAAAUGCGUUUGUAGUCGCCCGCUGUUCACGUGGCACGUCAUAUCUGAGUCUGGAAUUGGCGUAUGCGCACCGGAUCUACCGCGACCAGGAGACCUUGAGGUCGUGGAAAAGAACGCAGAGCGGAUUGUCAUCACUUGGAAGCCUCUAAUUAACGGUAAAAUGCCAAUUCCUGUGGCGAUUUCGUGCAUCGACUGCCAGGCAGACGAGGCGGUUUACGUUCCUGGAAGCGUUGUCGAUGGAAGUCGUGUUACAGUGCUCGGACUACGAAUAAACAGGACGUACACCUUUGCAUUUCGUUCUUGCUUGAACAAGGAAGAUGUACUGGAUUCCUGCGAUCUAAGAGCAUCGCAUCUCACUGUGAAGGCAGGAGAAUAUCCAUCCAAGCGCCUCGCACCUCACAGAGGUCGUCAAACGCUCAAUGCCACAGGAACGCAAUUCAAGGAGAAUUCUUCCGUUGCCAUGGUGUUCCACGCGUUACUUGGGUCGACAGUGUUCAUUUGUGUGACGCUUGCCUUUGUCUCCGGCGCGAUGCUACUCCACCGAAGAUACAACAGGAGACAACCGCCGAAACGUCAGUACGAGUUUAUCAAUAACAUCGGAAAAACGCCCAGCAGACCAAUUCCGAUUCAGACUCACAACACCGGAUAUGGCAACAGCCUGUUUCAAGUGGGACACGUUGAGUUCCACCAACUCCCGAUUAUCAGCCGCGAUUCCAUUGAAAUCUCCAAAUAUCUUGGCAACGGUCGAUUUGGCGAAGUGUACCUUGGACUGCUCAAACCAUCGUUGGCUCUCGCGACAGACGAAUUCAGGACGCCAGGACAUACUGUAGGUCCCACGAAGCUAUUCUUGCGCUCUCUGACAGACCUCGAUUCCGCAGUUUCCAUCGCAACUGCGGUCGCCGAAAUUGCCACCGCCAUCAAACAUCCACAAGUGGUCGAGUGUUACGGCAUCGUUAAGGGGAUGACACCGAACCUCCUUGAAAUAUCACGGGCUGAGUGUGAUCGAAGUAAGAACGAAAUCGCGUCUUCUGCUCCCUCGCCAAUGCUCUCCACACGCGUGCUUUUUCGGAUGUUACGAGAUAUCGCUGCUGGUUGUUCAUUCCUAGCCUCCCUUGCUAUUCAAAAUCUGCAAAUCAAUUCCAGCGCUGUCGUUGUUGCCUCGGAUUACUCCUGCAAGCUUCAAAUAAAGACCUGGUUCCAGGAAAGCACCCCCACUACAGACCAUCCAGCGUCUCCUUCGCUAAGUUGCAGUCUCGCGGCUUUCCUGGGCAUUACUCCACCACUAAGUAAGGUGAUUCUGGUCCACGAAGGUGACCAGGUCAUCGUUCCAGGUGUUUUAAAGCUACCCCCAGACGUUCUGCCCAGCACGUUGUUUGGUGCACUCAUUUCAACGAUUAAAUCGUCAAGUAACGGAAUCCAGGCCGCCAACAAUGAGUCAACAGCGUCGUCUGUGAAGAGCUUCGGCUGGAUCCAGUUGGAGGUGCUGCUAGCUGGCGUGUUUUGUCAGCGGUGCGUCCUGCUCUGUGGGCUGCCAGAUGAUGUGGAAUUGAAGCCUUUUCAGAAGACAUUCGUCUGGCGAGACCAGAGUGGCCUGGUAGAGAAUGUUGUGGCGUUGAUUGCUUGCUGGUUUUCCAAUGAAUUCCUUGGAUACAUGCUGAGGAGCUGCUUGGAGGAUGACGCAACUCGAAGACCCUGUUUCGAUGAAGUGGAAAACCAUCUGCAGAAAUACCUAGCUGAUGGUGGUCGAGGUCCGAGCAACAAGAUCUCGGCUGUUAUACACAGGGACGAUACACUUCCCGUUCCAAAGCUGACCACAUUUCCAGAAAUCUACAGCCAAAAGAUGCCUGCGAAGUGGAAUAAUCUGCAUUUGGCUGGACCUUGUGAAGACAUGAAUCGUUUCUACGCUUCUGACACCGUCUAG
Messenger RNA from Mesocestoides corti, 2262 nucleotides. The record is from the annotation of a GenBank genome assembly. Lineage: Eukaryota; Metazoa; Platyhelminthes; Cestoda; Cyclophyllidea; Mesocestoididae.